UAAUAAAAAUACAUGAAGAGAAUCGAGGAGAAGGAGAAGAUUUGGCCGAGUGGGGUGGAAAAGAGGCAACAACACGGCGCGUUUGUUCCCUUUUUUCUUUUUUUUUCCUCAUCCAGCUGUCGAGCCCCGCCGCCGGACCCGAGCGCCUUCCACUAAAGAAAACCGAAGCACCGGGAGCUGGGGUUUGUUUUUUUUUUUUUUCCUCCUUCCCCUCCGCGGGGGCACCGAGAGCUCCGGGAAUGCCGUUGGUUAUGUGUGGCUUUCUUUAGUUUUUUUUUUCCUUUUGAGCAGACACACGGAGAUAACUGUACUGUAUCCCCAGCCUAGCGGAUUGGAGUGAAAGUCCGCCAUAUUCUGCCUUACCACGCCCGGGAGUCGAGCCACUGGAAAAAAAAAAAAAAAUAAGCGGACAGCCUUUUUUUUUUUUUUUUUUUAUUCAUGUGUUUUCGUGCUCGCCCUCAUCCGCUAACUUGAACACGGAGGAGGUGGAUUUAGUUGGAAAAAAUAUCAACAUCGGAGACUUUUGGGGGUGGUGGGGGGAGAGAGAGGGAGAGAGAGAGAGAGCUUGUGGCCGGUGGAUGACAAUGCUUUAACGAGAGGAUGUGUCUUAAAGGGAUCUGUUGAUCAUAUUGAGACGGGAAAAGCAGAUUACACCAAUUAAGAUCGCACAGAUAUUCAAGCGAAACCGCUUUGGACGCUAUUUAUUUCCCCCCACCCUCCUUCCCAAUUUUGUCUCCCCUCCUCUUUUUUUUUUUUUUUUUUUUAAGAAAGCGAACCGAAACAAGGGGGAGGGGGGGUUAAUAAUUUCUCAAAUAUCUUAAUUUUCCUCUCUUCUUUUUUUUUCUCCCCCCUCCUCAAUCUGCGCGCGGCUCAUUAUUAAGGGCGUCCACGCGCUAUUUCACCACAAGCAGGCCUGUAUGAGGACGUUAUUUGGCAUUCACAGGCCUCUUGUUUGUUUUUGUUUUUUUGUUUUUUUUCUUCUGUGCCCUGACGAAAUCUGGAUGAAUCACUAAGAGAGGAGGAAAAAAAAAUAAAGCCACACAAAAAAAAGUGCGUGUUUGGAAAAAAAAAAAAAAACUGAACUUAAAAAAAAAAAAAAAAAAAAAAAAAGGAGAGAGAAUGACCCUGGAAUCCAUAAUGGCGUGUUGCCUCAGCGAGGAGGCGAAAGAAGCCAGACGGAUCAACGACGAGAUCGAAAGGCAGCUCCGCCGGGAUAAGAGGGACGCACGCCGGGAGCUGAAACUGUUGCUUCUCGGCACUGGAGAAAGUGGGAAGAGCACAUUCAUCAAACAGAUGAGGAUCAUCCACGGCGCCGGUUACUCCGACGAGGACAAAAGAGGUUUCACCAAACUGGUCUAUCAGAACAUCUUCACAGCCAUGCAGGCCAUGAUCCGAGCCAUGGAGACGCUCAAGAUCCCCUACAAAUAUGAGCACAACAAGGGUAACGCCAACGUCGUGAGAGAGGUGGACGUAGAAAAGGUCUCCAUGUUUGAGAACCCUUACGUAGAUGCAAUCAAGAGCUUGUGGAACGACCCGGGCAUCCAGGAGUGUUAUGACCGAAGGAGGGAGUACCAGCUCUCAGACUCCACUAAAUAUUACCUGAACGCGUUGGACCGGAUCGCAGAGCCGUCCUAUCUUCCCACCCAGCAGGAUGUGUUGAGGGUUCGAGUCCCAACUACGGGCAUUAUUGAAUACCCAUUUGACCUGCAGAGUGUCAUAUUCAGGAUGGUGGAUGUUGGAGGUCAGAGGUCGGAAAGGAGGAAGUGGAUCCACUGCUUUGAGAACGUCACAUCCAUCAUGUUCUUGGUAGCCCUCAGCGAGUACGACCAGGUUUUGGUGGAAUCAGAUAACGAGAACCGGAUGGAGGAGAGUAAAGCUCUGUUUAGGACAAUAAUCACAUACCCCUGGUUCCAAAACUCCUCAGUCAUUCUGUUCCUCAACAAGAAGGACCUGCUGGAGGAGAAGAUCAUGUACUCUCACCUGGUCGACUACUUUCCAGAGUAUGAUGGUCCGCAGAGGGACGCCCAAGCAGGGCGAGAGUUCAUCCUCAAGAUGUUUGUGGACCUGAAUCCAGACAGCGAUAAGAUCAUCUACUCUCACUUCACCUGUGCCACCGACACAGAGAACAUCCGUUUCGUCUUUGCAGCCGUCAAAGAUACCAUCUUGCAGCUCAACCUAAAGGAGUACAACCUGGUGUAGAGCGGAGCAGGGCUUCCAGCAGCGGGCCCUCAACACACACACUGACUGACGCAAUCUGUGAAAAGAUAGAUCAUAUACACACACACAUAAGAAAAAAAAAAUCUGAGAAAAAAAAAUAAUCUAAUGGUUGCAUAAUACUAAUUUAUUUGCCAUUUGUUGAUCUCUUGGUCCCUAAGGGGUGAGCAAAGUGAAAGUUGUCUUGCUAUUUAAGGAGUUAAUGAAAAAUCGGGAAGAGGGGGCAGGAUGUUUUCAAGGGUUGUGGAAGGAACUGGAACGAAAGCAGUGUUUGCUCCGUUCCUGCUGCCUUUUUAUACACGAGAAGAAAAAAAAAAGUCACAUUCCUUUUUUUUUUUUUUAACCCUCCCUCCUUACCUGUCGUUUCCUUCUGGAGCUUCACCGUGGGCAGGAAGUGACAUCAGAUCUCUAAUUGACCUUUUUCCUUUAAUAGACUGAUUGGCAAGUCUCUUGGUGGGUUGGCAUAAACUGUGAUUUUUAAAUUAUUUCCGAUCGAUUUCAUAUUGAUUGACUUUAAUCAUUAUUAUUGUUGCGUUUACUUUGGUACCAUUCGAUGAGUAGAACAUGUGUGACUGUGGAUGUACAUUCCCCUUAUUUCGAGGCGGGGGGUCAUAUAUGGAGCGAUGAUAGCUCGCCGCCCUCGACAAAAAAACCGCCAAGUUCAGAAACGUGAGAGAAAUUGGCUUUAAAAUCUGAGCUUUGACCGGCAAAGGCGAGGAGGCGCGCAGAGAUCUGACAUGUCGAGGUGAACUAUGAUGGACGGCAGUCACUUUACACAGACUGAAGGGAGCUGAGGAGGUAGUAAUUUAUGAGACGAUAUUAUUAAAUGAUUAUGUUCAACUGUGCCACAUUAACGCUUUUUAUUACGGUAAUAUGUGUAUUUAUUGCCAAUGCCAAAACAACUCAAGCACCAGACUCCACUUUGCGUGUUAACUACUUUGAUGAAAUGAAAAGUGUUGAGGCCAGGACAGAGCAGGAAGGGAACGGACCGACCGACCGACGGAUCCAUCCACCGCAGCUGAUUCAUGCAGUUUUUGAAGUAUUCAACACAGUCGGUGGUGUUCUUCCCGCCACACUGGCCCACCUGAGCAGCCUGGACUGACUUGUGUAGAGGCUCAGCGCAUCGAACUGCUCGAACUGUCCAAUCACAACCUAGCGCAUGGCUACCAACCCCUCCCCCACGGCCUGCGGACUACCCAGUCACAUUUUAGCUGUAUCUUUGUUAUUGUCCAAUCACAGCCCGGCUGUCUUGACUGUUGUAGUUCAAUAGCAGUGGAGAAUACAUUUGGCUAGUUCCUAUGUACAAGGGCAGAGUGUUGAUGUUCAGUUUGUACCAAAGUAAGCCCGUCUUGUUUCUGAUUGGCACCUCUGAUUUACGGUUCCUCAUUCCCAAGUUACUUUGAGUAUUUUUUAUUUUUAUUAUUUUGUAACAGUUCCCAAGAACAUAAGCCUGUAAUUUACAUUUAUUGAGGCAUAGUGCAAUUAUGAAUGCUAUAAUCAUUGUACAUACAUCUCUCUAUAUAUAUGGCAGCAUCUUUGUUGGCUUUGUAAUCAUUACUUUUUGGCAGAUUGAAUGUGCGGUAUUGAAAAUAUGUAUCUAUGUAAUUGUAUUGUAUGUCUAAUGGCUAAUUCUUUUUUUUUUUUUUUUUUUUUUUAAAAAAAAAAUUUUUUUUUCAUUUUUUUUUUUUUUUUUUUUUUUUUUUUUUUUUUUUAAAGAGGAGAAUGUACAUUUUGCCAGUUUUAUUUCUCAGCAAAGAAACAUUGUUCAGCUUCAGAACUGCAUAAAGAGGAAUAUUACUAUCCAACAACAACAGAUCAAUUGGUAUACCAGUACGUACACUAGGCGUUUUGUUAAAUUGACUUUUAUAUGAAAAACUGCAGACUGAAUCUACUCUACAGGGCUAAUUGUGAUAGUUUCAGGAACAGAGCACUUGUCAUAUAGGUGUAACUACAUCACUCGUUCAUUCUUAUUCUUUUCUAUUUCGCUUCUCACUUAAGUAUUGAAAUUCCUUCGUCUACGCCGGCACACCUCGACCCUGAACGCACCCCCACCCGACCACCAACCACCUUUUUGUAGGCAAGAAGUAGCGCUUAGACCCAAGUGGGUGGCAAAGGGGUCGCUUUGGUUUCUGUUAUAGGUUUGUUUCCCCAAAAACUGAUAGAAAGUCAGUAUUGUCAUGUGUCACACAAAAAAAAGAUGACUCAACCAUUUGGCCUAAUUAGGAUGGUGCUUUUUUUAUUUCUUUUUUUUACUUCAUUUCCAUCUUGAUUGCCACAAUUUCAUUCGAAUGUACAGUAUUAUUUUUAUUUAUGAAACGACAGCAUAAGAGAAAAAACACACAGUUCACAUGUACAUAUUGCCUUAUUGAAUAAGCUGUGCCUCUGAAGUCCCCCACGCAAAGGCACCUGUGUUUUUAUGAGAAGUAAAGCUAGUGCAGCCAAUAAUGUCCCUGUUGUGCAGCUGGAGGAUCGUCUGGUUUUUUUGGCUUGGUGGUCUUUUCUUUUGUUACUCCGUGCUAUAAGAAGCCCCCUUGGAAGCAGCUUUGAAGUGUAGCUCAUGUAGCUGAUAUAACAUAAUUACAGGACGUUAUAAGCACAUCCGUGAGUGAAUUGUAAUCAGAACACUCUUUCUAUUGAGUUUUCAUAAUGUUGAUUCAUGUCUUAAAAAAAAACCCAUACCGCCGUGCAUUAGAAUGCAUCGAACUGCCCUGAUGUGAUUGAAAGCGCUCCUACACAGCAGGAUGUGUAGAAUGUGCUCGCGAGGUGUCACAAAAAAAAAAAAAACCAUCAGCGGCCACCUGCUGAGUGUUUUUUUUGCCAUGUUUGGCUGUGUUUUGGCGUCUACCGGCCUCUUUGGCAGGUAACCAGGCCUCACUCAAGAGGUCCUGUUGUUUUCAGAUAUUUCAGCUGGCUGGUGAAGUCGCACACGAGGAUGGUUGGUUUUGGCAACCAGUUAACUCCCAGUCUGAUUCACAGUGUAAAGUAGAUCCUACAGUAACCGCUUAUCAACAGCAGGGUCGUCACGGGUGUUCACGUGAUCCCGCUUGUUGCCAGGGGAGACGUUUUGAAGCUGGACUAUAGUUUCAACUUAUCAGUGUUGAUGAUGGCUUGUUGUAGACUUGCAGUAAUCAGUAACUUGCGUCCCUGCUGUUGUAAAGUGGCUAUUUACACUGUCCCCUGUUACUUAAAGGGAAAAUCCUUGUUCAAACAAUUACUGCAUUCAGAGCAAGAGACCGCCGACGAGCCUCGAUCAGGAGUUCACGAAGCGGCGGCGAAGUGACGACUGAUCUGAGAGAUGUGACGUUAAUGUUUGGUUACAAAAAAUGUGUGUUAAAUUUGAAGAGAUGUAAGCCAGGCUGGAUUUUUCCUUUAAGAGCGAGUAAAGGCUGUAGCUGAUGUUGGUGACACACGCCUCCGUUGCUGUUCGGUAUCUUGGAGAGCAGCUGAGUGUAUAUUAAGAACUGCAGGGGUCGGGAUGAACAACGUCCCCUAAGCUGCUCUUUUAGUGUCGAGACACAUCGUCUGAUUGCUUUCAGCCUACUUAUGGGGUUUCUUUGCCUCCAAAUCCUGAAGAUAUGAAGUUUAAUGACUAAUUUUGAAAUAGUGUUAUGAUGAUCUCCAAUCAUAAUUGUGUAAAAUGUUUCCUGUAUCCAUAAACUCACACUCCUUCAACAUGUUUCUGAAUGAAGCAACAUGUUUCUUUUCAA
Stegastes partitus (bicolor damselfish) is the source of this 5921-nucleotide messenger RNA. Its product is annotated as guanine nucleotide-binding protein G(q) subunit alpha. Gene Ontology annotation, molecular function: guanyl nucleotide binding; GTPase activator activity; G protein-coupled receptor binding. Lineage: Eukaryota; Metazoa; Chordata; Actinopteri; Pomacentridae. Gene Ontology annotation, biological process: adenylate cyclase-modulating G protein-coupled receptor signaling pathway. The coding region runs from base 1120 to 2199 and encodes 359 amino acids. Gene Ontology annotation, cellular component: cytoplasm; heterotrimeric G-protein complex. The transcript is spliced from 7 exons. The record is from RefSeq and is a predicted model, not a curated record.